Messenger RNA from Racocetra persica, 150 nucleotides. The record is from the annotation of a GenBank genome assembly. NCBI's taxonomy places the organism in Eukaryota, Fungi, Glomeromycota, Glomeromycetes, Diversisporales, Gigasporaceae.
AAUACUGUUUUGCAAAAAGAUUCUGCAAGUUCUUCUACAAGUUUUUCUACAAUAUCAGAAGCAGCAAUUCAAGAGAACUAUGAUGAAUUAUCUAGUAGUAAUGAUAAUGAAAAUAAUUGUAGUAGUGAUAGCAAUUAUGAAGAAGAUUAA